GCCCUGUGCUUUCUCCGGCUGUAUAUUCAUUCACGAAUCCAACCUCCGUCGCGUCCAGAUCCUUCGAGUCUUCGCAGCCGAGGCGGCAGUCAGGAUCGACAUUCGCGUUCGUUGCUCUCUGCCGUAAAAACACUCUUCGUCUCUUCCGCAAGCAAGGGGCGGUGUACACGGACAGGGUUUAUUCCUUGCGCUGGAAACUCCGCGAUCAAUUCCGCUACGUCGAUUGCAUCGCAAGCUCGAUACGACAGACCUCUAGCUGACGACCGACUAAUUUUUUCGACGAUAUUCGAGAAGUGAGUCAAAAGUGUUUUUUCGGGGUAGAAGCAGCCCGGCAAGCGAAGAGGCUCCGGGACCAAAGCAACAGGAAGACAUGGGCCCAAUGCCGGAGGCUUCAGGAUCAGGAAUGGCCGACGAGUCGGAUUACUCGACGUUUGAGAAUAAAACCGGCCUUGCCGAGGACAUGAAGUUCUUGGCGAGCAUGCCGGAGCUCUGCGACGUGACUUUCCUCGUCGGCGACACCAGGGAGCCCGUUUGUGCCGUGAAAGCUGUGCUUGCGGCCAGAAGCAGAGUCUUCCACAAAAUGUUAUAUCAAACACCGAGCCCGCAGCGCAAAAAAGAACCGCCACAACGAGAAAAUAAGAUCCGGCUUUUCCUCAAACGCAGCUCCGAGCCGUUGCUAAAUUUGCAAAAUGCGGCGCAGCAACGGUCAGGGUUCACGCAGCAACUGGCCCCCAUCCAAGAGCCGCAAUCGAAUCAGCAUCACACGCUGAUUAUCGAGGAGUUCGAGCCCGACGUCUUCCGGCAGCUGAUCGAGUAUAUUCAUACAGGAUGUGUGACAUUGCAGCCCAGGACAUUGCUUGGUGUGAUGAAUGCCGCCGAUUAUUACGGAUUGGACGAGCUUAGACGUGCUUGCGCCGGCUUUGUUCAAUGCUGUAUUACUGUUGACACGGUCUGCGCUUUGUUGGCAUCAGCGGAGCGUUACAUUCAAUAUAAAUGCACCAAGUCUUUGGUUCAAAAGGUACUGGAAUUCGUCGAUGAACAUGGCAAUGAGGUAUUGAACUUGGGAUCCUUCACAUUACUGCCGCAACACGUCGUCCGGCUGAUCCUCGCCAGAGAAGAAUUACGCGCGGAUGAAUUUACGAAAUUCCAAGCCGCGCUGAUGUGGAGCAAGAAGUAUUGCGACAACAAUCAAACGCCGCUGAAAGAAGUGAUAGGGAAUUUCAUCGAGUACAUCCAGUUUCACAAAAUUCCAGCCACUGUACUGAUGCAGGAGGUGAAUCCGUUGGGUCUGGUGCCGCCGGAGAUCAUCAUGAACGCAUUGGCCUAUCAGAACGACGCGAUCAGACUCUUUAUGAGAGUCUCUGUUGCAGGCAGACCCAACCAGUGUCGACCCCAGGAAACUCUCCCCCCACAGAGUGAGGCGGCAGGGUCGCAGCAUGUCGGUCCAGUCGUCGCUGGAUCCGUACGGCAGCAACACGACCUUGAGCUCGAGCGGCUCCGACGCCGGAUCGGAUCAGAAACAGCAUUCUGGUAGCAACUAACCUCAGGC
Molecule: messenger RNA, 1549 nt
Organism: Linepithema humile (Argentine ant)
Lineage: Eukaryota; Metazoa; Arthropoda; Insecta; Hymenoptera; Formicidae
Source: RefSeq, a predicted model, not a curated record